This is a messenger RNA of Teleopsis dalmanni, 661 nucleotides long. RefSeq lists its product as uncharacterized. The record is from RefSeq and is a predicted model, not a curated record. The coding region runs from base 40 to 549 and encodes 169 amino acids. Lineage: Eukaryota; Metazoa; Arthropoda; Insecta; Diptera; Diopsidae. The transcript has 2 exons.
CAUUUAAAGUAAAAAGUUACCAUAAAAACAACAUACAAAAUGAAAAUAUUGUUAAGCUUGGCUUUGCUGUGUGCCGCCAUAGCUUUUGCUGAACGAACUUAUGCUGUCUCGGAAAAAUCGGUUGAAGAUACAAAUGUAGAUGCAGUAGAUGCACAGGCAUCGAACAUUGAAGAAAUGACACAUAAUGAAAAUUUCGACAUGAUCAUGCCGGACUACUUUGAUCAGCAUCCUGCCGCAUCAAUGCAAUAUCAAAAUUUUGAAAAAUUUUUCGAUCCACAAAUGACUGACAACAACAAUGAAUACAAAAUGGAUGAAAGUCGUAUACCUUUGGGAAUUCCAAUGCGUGCACCACAACCAUUAUCACCGGAAGAAGAACGCAUACGCAUGAUGAAAGAUGAACCAAUGGACGAGAAACGUCAUCGGCGCAUGUUGCAAAAACUAAAGAAGGGCUCAACUAAGCCACGAGGUGGCGGCAAUCAAUGGGAGCAAUUCGAUUAUGAUUUGUAUAGUGUAAAUCCGGGUAAUAACAAAAAAUAUAUAUCCGGUUAGGUACUGUGCUAGUUUGUUAAAGUUUAUUUAUUUAUUUAUUUUAAUAAUAAUAAGAAGUGUGUGUGAUAGAGAUUUCCUGUUGAAAUAAAAUAUUUAUUAUGAAAAUAUCGUA